GAGACGAGACGCGCUGAGAGUCGAGAUAUUCGCAAGCUCUAAACUCUAAGAAAAUCAUUUGGAAUUUUGAGGAAAGGAACUCUCAUCGUUUUGUUGUUUGGCUUUGGAUUUGGAUUUGAAAUAUUUUGCAGACGCUCUUCUACAAUUCAGUUCGGCUCCGUUCGCAUUCGUCAAAGUGUAUUCGUCUGACUCUGACGCGCAACAACACAACCAUACGUCUUUUAAUAAUUUUCAUAUUCGAAGAAAAUUCGAGAAGAUUUUGCAAUUUUAAUUUGAGACUGUACCGGAAUUUUAAAAACCAAUAGAAAAAUGAAUAUUACAGUUACUACUUCUAAUUCAAUGUCGAUGUUACUUACUUUGAAUAACCCGGUUUUCGGGUCUUACAUCUAUUGGGCCAGUAUUUUGGUGAUAAAAAUGCUCCUGAUGAGCUUGUUAACAGCUUUACAGAGAUUCAGAUUUAAGGUUUUCAUCAGCCCUGAAGAUGAAGCAUUCACUCGCAAGGAAUUGGUCCAACCAAAUGAUCCUCAUGUCGACCGUGUUCGUAGAGCUCAUCGCAAUGACAUGGAAAACAUUUUACCCUUCUUGACAAUGGGUCUAAUUUAUGUUUGCGUUGAUCCAAGUGCAACGUUGGCAAUGUGGCUUUUUAGAAUUUUGGCAGCUGCUAGAAUCAUCCAUACAUUGGUUUAUGCCUUUGGGCCAGUUCCACAACCGACAAGAGCAAUUGUCUUCUUUGUGGCAUUCUUCAUAACAAUGUACAUGGCAUUGUAUGCUUCAUAUAAAACACUUAAAUUCAUAUAAAUCUCGUAUAAUCUUUUGACUUAUUUUCAUAAAUAUAUAUAAAAAUUGUUUUGUUGGGUAUAACAGA
This is a messenger RNA of Eupeodes corollae, 865 nucleotides long. RefSeq names its product microsomal glutathione S-transferase 1-like. The coding region runs from base 310 to 798 and encodes 162 amino acids. The record is from RefSeq and is a predicted model, not a curated record. The transcript has 3 exons. NCBI's taxonomy places the organism in Eukaryota, Metazoa, Arthropoda, Insecta, Diptera, Syrphidae. Gene Ontology annotation, cellular component: membrane.